AUGACUGGGCAGUCAGACGAGAAUGGACGUCUUUCACCACAUCAGCAGCGAAAGGUGCAAUGUCGAAAGGUGCCAUGCGAGAACGAAAAUAUCCCAGUAAUCAUUGGUGGUCCUGGAAAGCUAUCACUCAGCAUCGAGGAUUCGACAAUUGACAAGUUCCAAAGUUCCCCUGAAGAGUUCCUACAUACUGGUCCGAAUCCGGGAUAA
Messenger RNA from Letharia columbiana, 207 nucleotides. RefSeq lists its product as uncharacterized. The coding region runs from base 1 to 207 and encodes 68 amino acids. The record is from RefSeq and is a predicted model, not a curated record. Lineage: Eukaryota; Fungi; Ascomycota; Lecanoromycetes; Lecanorales; Parmeliaceae. The transcript has a single exon.